Messenger RNA from Phaeodactylum tricornutum CCAP 1055/1, 1287 nucleotides. RefSeq lists its product with no specific name. The record is from RefSeq and is a predicted model, not a curated record. NCBI's taxonomy places the organism in Eukaryota, Bacillariophyta, Bacillariophyceae, Surirellales, Neidiaceae. Gene Ontology annotation, molecular function: zinc ion binding. Bases 1 to 1287 code for a protein of 428 amino acids. The transcript has a single exon.
AUGCACCUGACAAUAACAGAUGGAGAUCCAAAAGAGUACAGGACCUUUGUAGAUGCAAUACCAACUUUCUACCCUCUUUGCGAACACAAGCUUUGUCACUGGCAUCUACUGUAUCGCAGUAAUCUCAUGAAGGUGCAGACUGGAAAAUGUGGAGUUAAAGCUACUAUUCUAUUCCGCGUAGUUGUUCUUUGGAUUGAGAGCUGGAUGACCAAAAUUGAGACACAAGAGGAAUACGAACUUUCUAAAAGGCUCUUGGCUGAUUGGCUUGCAACCCCCGAAGCUAUUGAUGUCAAAUUGGGUGGUAUGGGGCAAACUAUUGUAUCGCAAAUUAAUGCGUACAUGACACUGUCACUUUUUCCUCAUGAACAGCGCUGGGCUAGAUAUCGCUAUUUAUACACACAAGCAUUCAACACAUCUGCAAGCUUGUAUGCCGAGGCAGAAAAUAGUGCUUUAAAACGAUGGGGCGACGGGGUCAGGCCAAGCUUUUCCGUACCAAAAGCAACUCAGGUUAUAAACGAAGGGACACAACCUAGGUCAAAGAAGAGGCAUCAAAAAGCUGUUUACAAUUUAAAUGCUGCCAAGACGAGAAAGCCUGCCUACUAUGCAAACAUUGGGGAUUUAGUGGAUUACAUUCAAGAUUCUCUUUCCAAAGAUUUUGAAGCAGCUGCUUCAUUUGUGCUCUUCCGUCCAAAUGCAGACCAGUUUUGGGUCAAGCAAGCCACUUGCAAAAGCAAAAACACGGACAUUCGGAAAAUCAACAACAGUAGCUAUUACAAGUACAUGAUUCCGCAGUUUGAACGCACACGAAUUGUGGAGCUUGUUAAUAUUGAUGGUACAUUCUAUUUGGUGUGUAGCUGCGGAAAAUUUCAGCGACAAGCUUCCCCAUGUGCCCAUCUUUACAAGGUUCUUGGUCAAUCACCCACGUCAACCGAUGUCUCUGUACGCUGGACAAAGCACUGGGAUGUGUAUUUGCACCGAAGUGGCCACAGUGACCUGUCAAAGCAUUUGGAAGACCUGUACAAACAGGAGCGACCAGGUCCAGUAUUUGUUGAUAGUGGUCAGUGGGUGAUCGGAAAAGGUGAAAAAGGGUCAAAUUUUUUCGAAACUUCGCUUCCGUACAAGCCCCCUGUCAUACGAGAUUUUAAUCGAUGGGCAGUGUCUUCGCAAACAACUGGAGCUGAUUUGAGUGGGACCAAAAAUACCACAAAUAUGUAUUUUUCGAGUGGAAUGGUGCAAGAAUCAACAAGCCUGUCCAGAGAGCAUGCAUUCCAGGAUUCAUUGCAUUAA